AUCCAAUCAUCAUCUUGUCUUUCGGAGCAGCUCAGACUUCGAUUUCUCUCGUAGUGAUCAAACAGCCACAGCUCCCUCUACGCAAGUGACUCCGGCCUUCAACCAGUCUCCAACGGGAUUGGGAAUGUCACACCAUUCAUACCAGCUUCGGCGUUGAUACCUCCACCUUCACACCCCAAUCAUGAAGGGCCCAGCGACCAGGUUAAUUCUCAGCGCCCAACGCCCACGAGUUUUUACUCGUCCGUCCUUCGCAACCACCCCCUUUACCACGCCGUCUGUACGCAGAUAUGCGUCGACAACCGGGACUCCUGCAAGCGGCAGUUCACGUGUGCUCAACUUCUUCUAUGGCUCAACCAUCGUUCUAGGGUUAGGUAUCAUCUAUGUCUACGUCACGGACACCAGAGCUAGUGCACACCGGUAUAUCGUCAUUCCAGCUCUGAGAUGGUUCUAUCCCGACCCAGAAGAGGCUCACGAGACCGCUAACCAGGUGUUGAAGUCGCUCUGGGACUUUGGCCUUUACCCACGAGAGCGUGGCGAUCCUGACCAGAUAGGGGAUCUGGAGGUGGAGGUGUUUGGCCGUACCAUCCGAAACCCGAUAGCAACUUCUGCUGGCAUUGACAAACAUGCCGAUAUUCCUGACCCUCUUUUUGCUGUUGGCCCUGCCAUCAUUGAAAUCGGCGGAACGACUCCCAUGCCGCAGUCCGGUAACGUCAAACCUCGAGUUUUUCGGCUGACUUCUCAACAAGCGAUGAUCAACAGAUAUGGCCUCAAUUCCGAAGGAGCUGACCAUAUUGCCAUGAGGCUACGAAACCGAGUGCGCAAAUUUGCCUAUCGACUUGGUUUGGGCCAGGAUGAGGUUGCAGAAAAGGCUGUGUUGGACGGCAUUGCUGGUGUUCCGCCCGGAAGUCUGACACCUGGUAAAUUACUUGCUAUCAAUAUUGCCAAGAACAAGAUCACCCCUGAAGAUGAUGUUGAUGCGGUCACCAAAGACUAUGUCUACUGUGUUGACACCGUAGGCCCUUAUGCUGACAUACUGGUUGUCAAUGUUUCGAGCCCGAACACCCCCGGCCUUCGGUCGCUGCAACAGUCGGACAAGCUUCAAAAGAUUUUGAGCGGUGUGGUCAAAGCUGCCCAUUCGGUAGACAGGAAAACAAGACCUGCUGUUAUGGUGAAAGUCAGUCCAGAUGAAGAUUCGGAUGCCCAAAUUUCUGGCAUUUGCGAUGCGGUGUGGGCAGCAGGAGUUGACGGCGUUAUCGUAGGCAACACUACGAAUCGACGACCAGAACCGUUGCCACAUCUUAAAAAUCUGUCUUCGCUCGAAGAACAACACCUACUUGAGACGGGCGGAUUUUCUGGCCCACACCUGUUUGAUAGAACCGUCUCAUUGGUCAAACGUUACAGAAAACUUCUGAUGGAAAGGCCUCCCACGGAUGAACGUGUGCCUCAAGCGCCAAGUGCACUGCAAGCUGAAGCUCAAAAGAUCAAGAGUGCUCUUGAAACUCCAUCAGGGUCAGCCCCCUCUACGAGCCCUGACGCUGUAACGGCAUCGGUCGAUACUGGUGUCAUCCCCGCUCAGCCUAUGCCCGAGCAGACCAAUUCAGAAAAGCAGCCUCUUUUCAAUCUUCCCAAAGAUCGCUUCUACGACAAGCCUCUAGAGGAGCAGGAUAAUAUAGACAACUCGAAUGCUGCGUUUCCAGAGAAACCUUCUGCCCAGCCAGUCGACGAAGUAGGGCGUCUGCAAGCGAUUCAAGAAGCCAUUGAACGCCUUCCGCCUCGAGAGCAGCGCGAUGCAUUCGACAAGUUGGAGACACCCGUCCAUCUAGCCUCAAAUGACCAGCCGAAAGUCAUUUUUGCGACUGGCGGUAUCACCAACGGAAAGCAGGCCCUGGAAGUACUCAAUGCGGGUGCCAACGUCGCAAUGGUGUAUACGGCCCUGGUCUACGGAGGCGUUGGCACGGUAUCACGAAUCAAAGAUGAGAUGCGAGCGGAGAUGAGGCGUCAGGCAGCGGAAAAAUACCCUAAUGUUCUAGGUGACGCGGUCAAAACCCCCUGAAGCAUGCUACCAUGACUCCGGUCGCGCCAACUCGAGAUGGAUCAACCUGACUGUCUCGCCAUGCUCAACGAUCAUUUCCUCCGAAACCUUCUGGAACCCAUAUUUAGCCAAUAUUCGAGCACUUCCAAGAUUGUUCUCAACUGUGUCUGCCGUCAAAACCUCUGGCCUCCACGUGUCUGUAUUGUCAUCGUCAUCUUCGUUGAUUACCACCUCUUUCCUGGGCAGUUGCCAGUAUGCUUGCAGCCAUCCCUGGAAGGCUUCCGUGGCAUAGCCCUUACCCCAUGCCUCUUUAACAAACAUAUAUCCGACCUCAGGCGGUUCGAUAAUAUAACAUCCCAUGACCCCUAUGGCUUUCCCUGGGAGCAAACGCUCUUCCACGGCGAAGUUGAAAGUGGUAGCAUCAUUUGGCGGCAGAAAUCGAUUCAUCCAGACUUGAGUCGCAUCUUGGCUCGCGUCUGGUUUCCCCUGGCUCGUCCAUUUCAUGACCUCCGCCUGGUUCCGUAGUACAACAAAAGCAGCUAGAUCAGUCUGUUGAAUUGGUCGAAGAAGCAAUCGAGGUGUUACAAUCGGUGGUGGUGGGACCGGGAACACGGGACGCGUGGUUUUCAUAUUCACUGGGAGAGACUGGGAGGAUUAAGCCGGAGAAAGAAAUUUACGCCAUUGACAACAGGGGGAGGGUUCAUGUAUUCAUAUAUCGAUGCAAUAACUGCC
Messenger RNA from Exophiala xenobiotica, 2764 nucleotides. Its product is annotated as dihydroorotate dehydrogenase (fumarate). The transcript has a single exon. Gene Ontology annotation, molecular function: dihydroorotate dehydrogenase activity. The record is from RefSeq and is a predicted model, not a curated record. Lineage: Eukaryota; Fungi; Ascomycota; Eurotiomycetes; Chaetothyriales; Herpotrichiellaceae. Gene Ontology annotation, cellular component: mitochondrial inner membrane; cytoplasm. Gene Ontology annotation, biological process: pyrimidine ribonucleotide biosynthetic process; 'de novo' pyrimidine nucleobase biosynthetic process. The coding region runs from base 182 to 2053 and encodes 623 amino acids.